AGUGGAGGCAGGUCCAGGCGCAGCUCUGACUGGGGCAGGUCGGCGGCGGUUGCCGCGGUGGUGACCAAGAGAGUGGCCGGGCCCCUACGACCCGGGGCGGAGCUCUGCGAUCCAAGUGCUCGGCUCCCCAAGCGAGGUGGGCGGGCGGCUCGGGACCCUGGCCAGGGCCGGGAUGGAGCGGUGGCGUGACCGGCCGGCACUGGUGACGGGAGCCUCGGGGGGCGUCGGCGCGGCCGUGGCCCGAGCCCUGGUCCAGCAGGGACUGAAGGUGGUGGGUUGUGCCCGCACCGUGGGCAACAUCGAGGAGCUGGCUGCCGAAUGUAAGAGUGCAGGCUACCCCGGGACUUUGACGCCCUACAGAUGUGACCUGUCAAAUGAGGAGGACAUCCUCUCCAUGUUCUCGGCGGUCCGCUCUCAGCACAGCGGUGUGGACAUCUGUAUCAACAACGCUGGCUUGGCCCGGCCUGACACCCUGCUCUCAGGCAGCACCAGCGGUUGGAAGGACAUGUUCAAUGUGAACGUGCUGGCCCUCAGCAUCUGCACGCGGGAAGCCUACCAGUCCAUGAGGGAGCGGAAGGUGGAUGACGGGCACAUCAUUAACAUCAACAGCAUGUCUGGCCACCAAGUGCCACCCCAGUCCGUGGCCCAUUUCUACAGUGCUACCAAGUACGCCGUCACUGCGCUGACAGAGGGGCUGAGGCAAGAGCUUCGGGAGGCCCAGACCCACAUCCGAGCCACGUGCAUCUCUCCAGGAGUGGUGGAGACACAAUUCGCCUUCAAACUCCAUGACAAGGACCCUGAGAAGGCAGCUGCCACCUAUGAACACAUGAAGUGUCUCAAACCUGAGGAUGUGGCCAACGCUGUCAUCUAUGUCCUCAGCACCCCGCCACACGUCCAGGUGAGUCUGGCCUUGGAUGUCCAUCCCCUGGAGGAGCCCAACCGUCCCCAGAGGAGAAGAGCAGGGAGGCUUUAAGGGUGUGGGGAGAGCAUCCUGGCUUCCUCAAGCCUCGUGCCUUCUGCAGAUCGGAGACAUCCAGAUGAGGCCCACGGAGCAGGUGACCUAGUUUCCUGUGGGGAGCUCCAACUUCCCUCCCUGCCCCUCAAGCCUUGGCACCUGCCUCUGGAUUCGGGGUGUUGAUUUCUGGACCCUUGGAUUCCACUUCCUUUCCCCACCCCCAGCAGGGGCUAGAAAACUUGUUUGAGGUUUCAUAUAAUCUUGUCGAACUGUUUCCUGAAUUUGAAAAAUGGGCAGAGGGGAGAGGAGGUGGUGUCCCUGAUUGUUUUCCCUGCUGAUUCAUUCUUGGUCUCUGUCUUGGGCUCCUUGGCCUUUGUUUGCUGUCUUUGGUCUCUUCCCUUUGACCUGGGAAAGGGACUGUGGCCAAAAGUGGGGCUUUCCCCUAUCUUCUUGCACCCCACCCCCAUCCCUUCGGGAUGAGGCGGCAGAGGGAAGCCCUCACCUUCCAUCUGAAUGGCUUUCGGGGCUCUGGGCUUCCUCCUUUCCCUGCAUCCCACCCCCUACCCCAUCUAUUCCCCGUCCCAGUUCUCCAGCCCCACUGUGGCUUCUCAGCCCCCGGUGGGGUCCUCACUCCACUCUAUGGUAGCAGAGUACAAGGGCCUGCCUCCCAUGUGGGUUUCACUGUGAUCAUUAAAAAAGAAAAACUGCGACAACCU
Kogia breviceps (pygmy sperm whale) is the source of this 1671-nucleotide messenger RNA. RefSeq names its product dehydrogenase/reductase 11 (gene DHRS11). The record is from RefSeq and is a predicted model, not a curated record. Gene Ontology annotation, molecular function: oxidoreductase activity. Lineage: Eukaryota; Metazoa; Chordata; Mammalia; Artiodactyla; Physeteridae.